AAGCCUCUUUAUUACCUUUUUCUUACAUCAAUUUAAAGAACAUCUUGAUAUCGACAACUGUCAUUUAUUUUUAAGAAAAAAUCACAUUUAGUACAAACACUCAUAGUCCUACAAGUGGUGAUAAUUUAAGACAAUUCUUUAGAUAGCUUGUCAGUAGCAAAAUAUUUAUUUUUAAGGAUAGAAAAGUGAGCACGCCUAUGUGCUGCGUUUAUAUUAUAUUACUCCCCAUGGAUGAAUUCCUUUAAAACGACUAGAAAUACAAAGCGAGUUCGUUGUUCUGAAAAUAAUGCCUAGUUCGGAGCUGUUUAGCUUUGCCAGAAUUACGAUGACUUUAACAGGCAUCUGGAAACUAGAACUAUCUUACCCAUUCAAACGCUUUACGGAUAUUUAUAAAACGUAUUCGGUACUGGUUCAUUUAAUUUACAUUUCAGUUCCUCUGUUGAUGACGCUGAAUAUCCCAUACCUUCUACAAAAUAACCCAAGUGAAGCUCCCGAGACAUUAUCAAAAACGCUCUAUUGUAUCUUAUUGCUAGUGAAGCUGUUUUCAUAUCAAUCCGAAAAUUCUAAGUUCCUGCUCACUGAAGCCAUUGUAGAAGAGGCCCAGUUAUACCAAUACGCAGAUAGUUUUACCAAAGUCAUUUACGAAAAACACGUCCUAUUUUGUAACCGACUAAAUAGAUUUAUUCUAAUAUCGGUCGCGCUUUCGGGUGCUCUGUUAUGGGAAAUUGGAAUAGUAGAUAGUUAUAAAUUUCACAAACUCCUCAAAAAUGAGAGUCAGGCGCUAGUAAAACCUCUGCCGCUUAAAUGUUGGUAUCCUUUCGAUGAAAACAAGUACCACGUCUGGGUUCUCAUCGAGCAAUUACUUACGUUAGUAUGGUUCGCAAUAUCGAUAGUUUCGGUACAUACUUUCAUUAACUCCGUUUUGAUUUAUACGAGAGGACAGCUAAAAAUAUUGCAGAACUAUUUUAGCAAUUUUCAUAGAAAUAUCUUCGACGGGGGUAGCAAUGGUAGUCUCGCAGCGUUAAAGCUCCUGUGCGGAAAACACCAAUACUUAAUUGCAUACUUAAAUAUCGCAAAUCAAACUUUGAAAACGGUAGUGUUCCUCGAAUAUGGCAUAUCUUCCAUAAUGCUAGCCACAGCACUUCUUCAAGUUAUUGCGGGUAAGAAUGUAAUAACCAAUGUCGUUCACGUAUCGGUAAUAAUCAGUCAACUGUUGCUCUUGGCAUGGUCGUCGGAUGAAAUCGUAACACAGAGUCUCCAAUUAGCACCUGCACUUUACCAAAGUAAAUGGUACGAAUGUGACAGGGAAUCUAGAAUAUUGAUCAGGAUAAUGCUGAUGAGAUGUCAGAAGCCUUUGAGUAUCGAUAUAGGUUCGUUUGGACCUAUGACAGUUCGGUCAGCAAUGUCGAGGCUGAAAUUGGCAUAUUCGUAUACAUCAGUGAUGACGAACUGACUGUGGGAAACCUUU
This is a messenger RNA of Cylas formicarius (sweet potato weevil), 1468 nucleotides long. RefSeq names its product odorant receptor 49b-like. Gene Ontology annotation, cellular component: plasma membrane. The coding region runs from base 287 to 1453 and encodes 388 amino acids. Gene Ontology annotation, molecular function: odorant binding; olfactory receptor activity. NCBI's taxonomy places the organism in Eukaryota, Metazoa, Arthropoda, Insecta, Coleoptera, Brentidae. Gene Ontology annotation, biological process: detection of chemical stimulus involved in sensory perception of smell; sensory perception of smell. The record is from RefSeq and is a predicted model, not a curated record. The transcript has 7 exons.